Messenger RNA from Saprolegnia parasitica CBS 223.65, 515 nucleotides. RefSeq lists its product as hypothetical. NCBI's taxonomy places the organism in Eukaryota, Oomycota, Saprolegniomycetes, Saprolegniales, Saprolegniaceae. Bases 25 to 474 code for a protein of 149 amino acids. Gene Ontology annotation, cellular component: nucleus. The transcript has a single exon. The record is from RefSeq and is a predicted model, not a curated record. Gene Ontology annotation, molecular function: DNA binding.
GAAUUUCCAUCGAUACACAAGAAGAUGAGCUUUGCGCAGGGUCAAGAUUGGGAGGUCCAGGGCUGGAACAAGGCCCGCAGCGGCGGCCGCAUCGGCAACGAGUCCAAGGAGGCCGCGCUCAACCGCGCGCGUCGCGCCGGCAACGUCUCGACCGAGGUCAAGCACACGAACGGCCUCAACCGCUCGGCCCACGGCGCCGCUGGCAACAUGCGCAAGCUUGACGAAGACACGGAGAACUUCAAGCACGACACGGUCGACCGGUCGCUCUCGCAGGCGCUCUCGAAGGCGCGCCUCGACAAGGGCAUGACGCAGAAGGCGCUCGCGACCGCGAUCAACGAGAAGCCGCAGGUCAUUGGCGAGUACGAGUCGGGCCGCGCGAUCCCGAACCCUGCCAUCAUCUCCAAGAUUGAGCGCGCGCUCGGCUGCCGGUUACCUCGUGGCCCCAAGAAGAAGCGCCCCACGACGUCGGAAUAAAUCGACGACGGAGUAAUAUAACAUAGUCUUGUAGCCACCGA